Messenger RNA from Brassica oleracea var. oleracea, 1362 nucleotides. RefSeq lists its product as uncharacterized. Gene Ontology annotation, biological process: DNA integration. The record is from RefSeq and is a predicted model, not a curated record. Lineage: Eukaryota; Viridiplantae; Streptophyta; Magnoliopsida; Brassicales; Brassicaceae. The transcript is spliced from 3 exons. Bases 1 to 1362 code for a protein of 453 amino acids. Gene Ontology annotation, molecular function: nucleic acid binding.
AUGCUUGCUCAUUUUGGAGUGCUUGGACUUAAAUCCAUUCUCACUGACACGAAGCUUCUAAAGGAGGGAUCAGACGCAAAGGAUGAACCCGAGUCUGCCAUGAAGGACUCGGGAAAGGGACUUACUGGAAUUGUUGACCCUGCACCUGUGAUAGACCCUACAAAAUUUGAGAAAUCAGAAAAAGCCAAAGACCUGAUUGUGCUGAAUGUUGGGAAUAAGGUACUAAGAAAAAUUCAACAUUGUGAGACUGCUGUUGCAAUGUGGAGUACACUGAACAAUCUCUACACAGAGACUUCCCUACCCAACAGGAUUUAUCUACAGCUCAGGUUCUACACUUUCAAGAUGGUUGACUCAAAAUCUAUUGAUGUGAAUGUUGAUGACUUCCUAAAGUUUGUAGCAGACUUAAACAAUCUGCAAGUUGAAGUAUUAGAGGAAGUUCAAGCUAUUUUACUUCUAAGUUCUCUACCUGCUAAGUAUGAUCAACUCAAGGAGACUCUCAAGUAUGGGAGAGACACACUGAGCCUAGCUGAGGUUACUGGUGCUGCAAAGUCUAAAGAAAGAGAGUUGAUCGAGAGUGGCAAGUUCACCAGGUCAGGUGGAGAAGGUCUGCUUGUAGACAGAGGCAGAUCAGAACAAAGAUCCGGAAAGGGCAAUGGAAAGACAUACAAAGGAUGUCGAUAUGAAGGAAGAGACCUUACAGUUAAUUUUUACAAGGAUGAUAAAAGGGUUCUGUCUGGAAGGUAUCAUCUGGGACUAUAUUAUCUUCAAGGAAUAGUCUUAAGAGGAGAAGCUAAUCUAUCUCGAGCAGAGAAGAAUAUGACUAAUGUUUGGCAUUCACGCCUCGGUCAUAUGAGUCUUAAUAACAUGUCAGAACUUGUCAAAAGGGGAUUUAUUGUCGACGAGGAUGUUAAGACCCUGGAUUUCUGUGAACAUUGUAUCAUUGGGAAGUCACACAAGCAAAGCUUUCCCAAAGCUAAACAUGUGACUAAUGGCAUUAUGGAGUAUGUUCAUUCUGACCUAUGGGGUUCUCCUUCUACACCAGACAGCCUUGCUAGAGCUAAGGAAUGGAAAGCUGAAGUUGAAACUAAGACAGAGAAGAAAGUCAAGUGUUUGAGAACAGACAAUGGUUUGGAGUUCUGUAAUAAACAGUUUGCUGAUUACUGCAAGAAGGCUGGGAUUAAGAGGCACAUAACCUGCACUUACACUCCGCAGCAGAAUGGAGUUUCAGAAAGAAUGAACAUAACAAUUAUGGAUAAGGUGAGAUGUAUGUUAGCCGAAUCUGGCUUGGACCAAAGCUUCUGGGCAGAAGCUGCAUCUACUACGCGAUUUAUAUGUUUAAUAGAUCACCUAACUCUACGCUGA